AUGGCUGAAGAACAAAAACCAGUGAACGCAGAAGAUUUCAAACAGCUUAAAGAAAGAAUGAAACUAAUUGCUGAUGCUGAUCCAGCGCAAUAUCAUAAUGAUUAUUCAUUAAAACGAUACUUAAGGGCGUUUAAAACAGUUGAUAGUGCUUUUCAAGCAAUAUUAAAAACCAACAAAUGGAGAACAGAAUAUGGUGUUACAGAGCUCCAUGAAAAUAAAGAAAUUAUCGAAAAAUAUAGCAAUAAAGCAAGAGUACUUAGACACAGAGAUAUGGUGGGAAGACCAAUUAUCUAUAUACCAGCUAAGAACCACAGUUCUAGCGACAGAGAUAUUGAUGACUUGACAAAAUUUAUUGUACAUUGUUUAGAGGAUGCUAGCAAGAAGUGUUUUGAAGAAGUUGUAGAUAAUCUAUGUAUAGUGUUUGAUUUGAAUAAUUUUACACUUUCGUGUAUGGACUACCAAGUGCUGAAGAAUCUUAUUUGGCUGCUGAGUAGACACUAUCCGGAACGACUCGGUGUUUGUCUUAUAAUUAAUGCACCAACAUUCUUCUCUGGCUGCUGGGCAGUUAUUAAAGGAUGGCUAGAUGAAAAUACAGCGAGUAAAGUAACAUUUGUAAAUUCUGAAAUGGAUUUAUGUCAGUACCUGAUACCAGAUAUCUUGCCCACCAAUAUGUAA
This is a messenger RNA of Pieris macdunnoughi, 675 nucleotides long. NCBI's taxonomy places the organism in Eukaryota, Metazoa, Arthropoda, Insecta, Lepidoptera, Pieridae. The record is from the annotation of a GenBank genome assembly.